AUGGCUGGGAAGUUCACUCAGUAUCUGCGCGGCACAGAAAGCAAGCCUGGUGAGGCUGCGCUUCUCCGCAAGAUCGACUUCUUCAUCCUCACUUUCUGCUGUCUUAUGUACUUUGCCAAUUACCUGGAUCGAACAAACUUGAACAAUGCAUAUGUCUCUGGAAUGAAGGAGGAUUUGAAUUUUAAGGGGAACCAGCUCAAUUUGAUUAACACAAUCUUUACCGUCGGGUACAUUCUCGGCCAGGUUCCCUCCAACCUAGCCCUCAUCCAUUUCAAGCCGAGAAUCUUUUUUCCGUCCAUGAUGUUGUUCUGGGGUGGUUUGACCAUGAUUACUGCCUCUGUCAAAAACCCACAGUCGAUCAUGGCCAUCCGUUUCUUCUUAGGCCUGGCUGAGUCCAGCACUUUUGUUGGCACCCACUAUAUUCUCGGCUCAUGGUACACAGAGCGAGAGCUGGGAAAGAGAAGCGGUAUUUUCACUGCCUCAGGCCUUGCCGGGACCAUGUUUGGUGGCUUUAUUCAGACCGGUAUUCAUAAGUCGCUCCACGGUGCUAGGGGCAUGGCUGGUUGGAGAUGGUUGUUUAUUGUUGAUGGCCUCAUCACAGUCCCUAUUGCCUUAUAUGGUCUAUUCCUCUUCCCCGACACCCCCGCUACCACCAACGCCCCGUAUCUGAACGACGACGAACGCGCGCUUGCCAUCUCCCGCGUUCCUGAACCACUCCGCGAGCGCACCCCAAUCAGCCUUUCUUUCGUCAAGCGGAUCUUCUCCUCCUGGCACUGGUACGGUUUCGUCAUGCUUUGGGUCAUUGCAGGAGAGACCGAGUCUUUCUCCACCAACGCCCUACUGGCCCUGUAUAUGAAAUCUCACCCGACCAAUAAAUACACUGUCCCGCAAUUAAAUAACUAUCCCACCGGCGUGCCAGCGGUUGGCAUCAUCUCUACACUCUUCUGGGCGACCUUGACUGAUUUCCUUGGCGGCAAGAGAUACCUUGUCGGCUUCUGGAUUGGCAUUACUGGCGUGGCUACUUCGGCAAUGAUUCUUGCCCCCGGGUCGUCCACAGCGACGAUCUUUGGCGCAUAUUACUGGGCUGGCUCCGUGUAUGCGUGUCAGGCAACGUUCUUCGCAUGGGCGAAUGACGUCAUGCGCUACAAGGACGAUGCGAUGCGUAGCAUUGUCAUUGCUAGUAUGAAUAUGGGGAGCAAUGUGGUUAAUGCGUGGUGGGCUUUGCUGUUCUAUUCAGCUGACCAAGCGCCUUGGUUCACGAAAGGCAUGUGGGCUAUGAUUGCUUGCUCGAUUGCAAUGGCCAUAUGGACUGCUGGCAUUGUAUACUUCUCUGCCAAUGAUGCGAAACAGGAGGAGGCCCGAAGGCUGGAAGAAGUACCAGAGAAGCUGGCAGUUGUUUAG
Molecule: messenger RNA, 1401 nt
Organism: Histoplasma capsulatum G186AR
Lineage: Eukaryota; Fungi; Ascomycota; Eurotiomycetes; Onygenales; Ajellomycetaceae
Product: pantothenate transporter
Exons: 5
Coding region: 1-1401 (466 amino acids)
Biological process (GO): pantothenate import across plasma membrane
Cellular component (GO): plasma membrane
Molecular function (GO): pantothenate transmembrane transporter activity
Source: RefSeq, a predicted model, not a curated record